UAAGAAGUCUGCAGACGUAACGCUUCCGCAGUCAGAACAAAAGUGUUGAGGGGCGGGGCCGCUGGUGGUGUGACACGUACGGCGGAAGCGAAGGGACAAACGGAAAGGCGACACCGAGGCUAACAGUCAAGGACCAGGGAUUCAGACAGAAGACGCCCAUAAUCGUAUCCACCAUGGAUUUUCUUGAUCGAAAUAUCAACCUUGAUGCGCUCCUCAAGUUCUCGCACAUCUCCCACUCCACACAGCAGCACUUGAAGCGAGUGUAUAGCAGCUUUGCCCUGUGCAUGCUGGUUGCUGCUGCUGGUGCUUAUGCAAACGUGGUAUUCGGAUUCUUGCAGGGCAACUUCCUGGUCUUUGCAGGCACUCUGGGUACCAUGUUAUGGCUAAUGUUUACUCCUCACAGCUAUGAAACUGAGAAGAAACGCCUGGGAAUUUUAGCCGCUUUUGCCUUCUUCACUGGUUGUGGCUUGGGUCCCAUCUUAAACAUGUGUAUUGCUGUUAACCCCAGCAUCAUUCCUACUGCUUUCUUGGGUACAGCCGUGAUUUUCACCUGCUUCACACUUAGUGCCCUGUACUCAACAAGUCGCAGCUUCCUUUUCCUAGGAGGUUUUCUGAUGUCUGCCCUGAGCCUGCUCACUCUCUCCUCUUUGGUGAAUCUCUUCAUUGGAUCAGCUUUGCUUUUCAAAAUGCACAUGUACAUCGGUCUGCUGGUCAUGUGUGGAUUUGUCCUGUUUGACACUCAGCUCAUUAUCGAUAAAGCCGAGAAGGGAGACAAAGAUUAUGUAUGGCACUGUGUGGAUCUGUUUCUUGAUUUCAUCACCAUCUUCAGGAAACUCAUGAUAAUCUUGGCUAUGAAUGAGAAGGAUAAGAAGAAAGAGCGAAAGUAACUGGACCCCUCAUCGCUGAUGCCACUUUUUGUUUCCAUACUUUCUUCUUUUCGUCCUUCUGUUGGCUUUCUGUUCCAUGGUGUAAUGAAAAGCUCCCUUGUGUAUGUUUCUGUACUACUUCUUUUUUUUUUUUUUUUUCUAUUCCUUCAUUUUUCCCAAUCAUUUUGGCUGUCUUAUGAGAUUUCCUUUUAUUGUUUCUUUUUCUUGUGCUUAAAGCGUCAUGUCAGUUUUAGUUUUUUUUUUUGCCAUGGUGCACAAAAAUUGGAAGAUCACAAAUGACUAUGAAGUUUAUUAGAUGAACACUUGAGCAAGUCUCUUAAGGCAAAAAUCAAGCAGUUUGUGCUGGAAUUUGUGCAUCCUAUGUUGCUCUUGAAAGCAUUUCUAAAUCCCUGUUCUAUCUGAUCUAGGGUUUAACUUGUGGCACACUGAAUACUCCUGAGUUUUGAGCGAGGUGGGUUUAGCUUCUCCAAUUCUGCACUACUUUUAUCUUGAGUGAUUAGCAUUAAGGCAAGUAAGGAUUUUCCAGCAGUGCCACAGACGUGUGACGGAUGUUAUAAUUUUACUGGAAUUUAAUGAUCUCCUCUUGUCUGAGCACAGUUGCCUCUGGGACUCUAGUUUAACCUUAUGCUGUACUGGCUUUCAUUAACCACUUGCACUAACUGUCCAUAACCAGAUAAUUUGGUGCUCCUUCAUAAAAGAACGGACCAGUGGAGGCCCUGUCGCUUGGCUGUACGUGCGCUUGUCUAAAAUCCAAUUGUUCAAACCUGACUUGUAAAAGCUGUGUUUGCUUCCCUGCUGUCUGCCAAAUCUUGUGUUUAUUCAACUAUCAAGUUGCCAUCCUAUGAAGGAAGUAGGAAUGAUUUAAGCACUAUAAAUAUUAGAGCAAAAGAUCUGUACAGUCCCUCCUCCCCUUCACAUCAUUUUCUAUCUAGGCCUUGCCAGGAUCAAGUGUCCUAACAUUGAAGAUCUCAAGACACAAACCCGUUUGUGUCAUCGCUUGUUAUGCAAGAAGGCAAAUUCAGAUUAAACCCCUGCACAAAAAGUAUUGAUAAGGUGUUAAUAUGUGUAGUCUUCUGUUUCGUAGAUGUUCUUUAAAAGUAGUAGAUAAAUAUUUCUGGGAACUGGACUAGAUCUCAAAGCUCCCAAUACUUACCCAGAUCUCUACAUUGUAGCUGAAAUAUGAGUGACCAGUGAAGCUGGGGGGUCACAUGUUGUAAGCGCAGUGUGGUUUUUGGCCUAAGGGUUAAGAAAUAGCACCAAAAAGGCUGAUAGAAACCACAUCUCGUCCACAAAGUGUAAACCCAGCCUCAAAAUUCUGACUUUGCCAUUCUGCUGUAUGAUGAAAUUGGAGAAGAUCUUGCCAAGUUUUUCCUCAGUCCAAUCAGCUAGCUGGUUAUCUGCAGAAUCCAUCUUUGGAGUGUCCGGAAUAGGACUACCUCCCAGGAGCUUUGUCUUCUCAUCUUGUUUUCCAUUGUGCUCAGAUUGAGAAAAUCCUUGUUGGAUAAGGAGGUAGCAUUUGUGUCCGUACAUAAAGUGGCAUCUGUGUUAGCAGCAGUACUACAGUAUGUACGGUACCGUUUGUUGACCGUAUUGUUAACCAGGUAAUCCACUUUUGAUUUAAUUUUAUUUUUUUCUGUCACUUUUUAAUAGUAUAAAAAAAUUUGCAGUUUAAGGUAUGUGGCUUUGUGCAGGAGGUUGGAUUAAAGUGUUACUUCCCUCUGCUGUCUCUACCCAACCUUUUCUCUCACCCCUGCAUGCUUUUAGGGAUAUGGCAAGCAGCUUUAGAAACAGUGCCAAGAAAUACAUUGAAUUAAGUAAAGAAAGAAAAUUCUAUGUGAAAAUGUAUAACAUUUUUUCAAAAUAACUUUAUUUUAUAGUGUAGUGAUUUCUCUGAUUGAAGACAUAACUUUGACUGUGGAACUUUUUGAUUGACAUACAAAACUAUGGGAUUAAUUUGUACAGAUUCUUAAAGUACUAAAAUAAAAAUUAAAGAACACAA
This is a messenger RNA of Bufo bufo (common toad), 2886 nucleotides long. RefSeq names its product transmembrane BAX inhibitor motif containing 6 (gene TMBIM6). NCBI's taxonomy places the organism in Eukaryota, Metazoa, Chordata, Amphibia, Anura, Bufonidae. The transcript has 10 exons. Gene Ontology annotation, molecular function: enzyme binding. Gene Ontology annotation, cellular component: mitochondrial membrane. Gene Ontology annotation, biological process: cellular response to unfolded protein; negative regulation of apoptotic signaling pathway; negative regulation of endoribonuclease activity. The record is from RefSeq and is a predicted model, not a curated record. The coding region runs from base 174 to 887 and encodes 237 amino acids.